This is a messenger RNA of Pisolithus orientalis, 2002 nucleotides long. RefSeq names its product amidase signature domain-containing protein. The transcript has 10 exons. Bases 106 to 1785 code for a protein of 559 amino acids. Lineage: Eukaryota; Fungi; Basidiomycota; Agaricomycetes; Boletales; Pisolithaceae. The record is from RefSeq and is a predicted model, not a curated record.
CUUCCGGGACCGUGUUUCAGGUAACAUCACUCACCCAUAACUACUUGUCCUGCUCACUAGUAGCUCCCCGCCGUUUCAACACCCGUUCGUGCUCUUGACCAUCCGAUGUAUUCGGGCAUGCGCUCUCUAUCACAAUCGAUGGCUUGGAUUUUGGUGGGGCUUUCGCUCAGUUCCGCUGGGUGGACGUCUUCUGUCUUCUUCACCACAUCGGCGCCCCCGCCAGAUCUUUAUGAGGCGUCCGUGCCAGAACUUCAGGCAGGGCUAACGUCUGGCCAAUUCACGAGUGUGGAUCUAGUCAAGGCUUAUUUUGCUCGAAUCGAAGAAGUAAAUCUGCAAAGCCCAAAGCUACGCGCUGUUAUAGAGACCAACCCGUCUGCACUAGAGCGAGCCCAGGCUCUUGACUUUGAGAGGCUAAUUUACGGCCCUUGGAGCCCGCUGCACGGCAUUCCUGUGCUCCUCAAAGAUAACAUUGCAACGGUCGCUUUCGAAGGAAUGAAUACAACUGCGGGGAGUUACAGUCUCCUGGGCUCCAUCUUCCCCGACGACGCUGGUGUAGUGAAAAGGUUACGCGCAGCUGGAGCAAUCAUCCUCGGAAAAGCCAACCUCUCAGAAUGGGCACACAUGCGAGGGAUCCUAGCAGCAGGGUGGUCAGGACGUGGCGGACAGACGACCAAUGCACAUUACCCAAAUGCAGAUCCCUGUGGCUCUUCAUCUGGGUCUGGUGUAGCGUCGUCGAUCGGUUUGACUGCUGUCUCUUUGGGCACAGAGACGGAUAGCAGUAUAACAUGCCCCGCCUCAAAUAACAAUGUAGUCGGCAUCAAACCUACAUUGGGUCUGACUUCGCGUGCAGGAGUCAUCCCUAUCUCGGAGCACCAAGAUACGGUCGGGCCUCUCACCCGUUCCGUCGUUGAUGCAGCUAUCGUUCUUAGCAUCAUCGCAGGUCCCGACCCAAACGACAACUACACUCUUGCCCAACCAUCCCCAGUUCCUGACUAUACACUGGCAUUGAAUACGAGUUCCCUCAUCGGUAAACGUCUCGGUGUACCGCGCACUGUGUUCUUGAACGACACUAUAACGGGAAAUGAUCCAUAUGUCAACGUGAUCUUCUCACAGGCACUCCUGACAUUGCAACAGUUAGGUGCAACGAUUGUCGAUCCCGCUGACCUACCGUCCGCAUAUGAGAUUGUUGCUUCCAAGAAUGAAACCAUUGUCGCUGACAUUGACUUCAAAGUACAAAUCAAUGAUUGGUUUGAAAGCUUGGUCGAGAACCCAUUCAAUGUGACUUCACUGGCUGAUCUCAUUGCGUUCAACGAUAAAUACCCCGCCCUCGAAAAGCCUACUGGAUACAUAGAUCAAUCGGUAUUGAUUGAGUCGGAGGCGACCACUGGCCGCAACGCGACCUUCUUCGAGGCUCUCGCAUUCGACCGGGAGAUGGGGGGAAGUCAGGGCAUCGACGCCGCUCUAAAGCAAUAUAACCUGGAUGCUCUGGUAUUGCCCGCUCCUGGUUACACGAGUACACCAGCUGCCAUUAUCGGGUACCCAAUCGUCACAGUCCCACUUGGGUUCUAUCCCGACAACGUCACCAUCGGUAGCGCAGGACCGAACACCAUUUACCCAGCCCCAGGCGUCCCGAUUGGUCUGUCGUUCCUUGGGACGGCGUGGAGUGAAUACAGCCUCAUAGGGUUUGCCUAUGCGUACGAGCAGAAAACGAUGACUAGAUUGCAGAGGAAAGCAUACGCUGCCGCUAUUCCUCAGACGCAGCUGGCAGAUGUGAUUGGCCAAUAAAGGAUGAGGUCAGCUUAAUGCAAGGAUUUUUAGGAAGGCGAUGUGACAAUGAACGUCAAAAAGAGAACAAAAGGAUACAUACGGUGGGGUGGUACAUAAACUGUCAGUGUCAUGGGGUCGCCUGGUAAUCUAGUGAAGCCAUACUUAGCGGUCAACUCCGUCUGACCAGAAGUUUCAUAACUUAGAGAUAGCAGGAGCGGGGGUCUGUUUUGCUAAC